Messenger RNA from Puccinia graminis f. sp. tritici CRL 75-36-700-3, 651 nucleotides. RefSeq lists its product as uncharacterized. The record is from RefSeq and is a predicted model, not a curated record. Bases 190 to 534 code for a protein of 114 amino acids. The transcript has a single exon. Lineage: Eukaryota; Fungi; Basidiomycota; Pucciniomycetes; Pucciniales; Pucciniaceae.
UUCUAUCCCCCACGACAAUAGUCAAUCCGGAUUCAUCGCCUCUUGUCACCAUCAUCACCAUCAUUAUCGCUGUUCAAAUCCGAGCGUGGUCGAGCGGAUCUAACGUAUAGCCUGUAACAAGCACUGCGUCUAAAUCCGACUGGGUUUCGCCCUCCUGCGUAUACAAUCGAUCGACACUGCGGUUCAGCCAUGGCCAGAAUUUGGGUCUUCUGGGGCGGGCUUUGGCUCGUCUGCGGGCUCAUCCUUGCCUCGCCGAACAUGGGGCGUCAGGCAGGAGAAAUGGAGGUGGAGUGUGCUAGAUGCAAAGAUACGGCAUUCUCGUCAUUCAAUCCGGGAGCAUGCAAUGAGCCGUUGGUGUGUAGUCAGCACCGGGUGGCCACUGGCGGCAGGUGCACUUUCUGGGAGGAAGAACGAUUCCGGAUCCGGUGCACUCACUGCGCCUACACGACUUAUGAACACCCUAACUUGCCUUUGCAUCAACACUCCGUCCGGUGCACCCGGUCCUGUCCCUCUCAUGGCACUCCUGCAAGGUGAUAUAUCCCACAAGCAGCAAUAUACUCUCAAACACCUCUGGCCCUUCUCAUAUAUAAAUACACAACCAUCAUCUAUAUUACUCCAUCCCAAGGUAGAAAAAAAGUCUUCAAAUUACAU